AAGGGCGCGCCUUGACAGCGGUGCUGCAAGAGGCCGGGCCUGGCCGCCGCCUGGAUGCGGAGCAGCGCCAGAGGACUCGAGCUGCAAAGCCGCGGCGGCCGCCGCCACCGCUUCUCCCUUCCGUGAGGCGGGCCCCGAAGGCGGGGCGGCGCUGGCCCUGCUGCCUUGCCGCCGUGGAUGAGCCCGGGAGGCGCGGCGGGCCGCCCGUUGGGGCGCGGCGGCGGCGGCGGCGGUUGGAGCAGAAGGAAGCGGAGGAGGGGCUGCAGCAGCGGCAGCAGCAGCAGCGCCGACGGCGCCGGCGAGGCCAGGAUGCCCGGCUCCGGGGGCGCCCUUAGCUCCUAGUCGUCGCCUGCCCGCCACCUCCCCGCUCGGCAUGGGCGGCAAGCAGAGCACGGCGGCCGCGACGGCAGCGGGGCGCUCGCGGGGCGGCGUGUCGAGCGACGACAGCGCGGUGCCGCCGCCCGGAGGAGCCCCCCACUUCGGGCAGUACCGGGGCGCGGGCGGCGGUGGCGGAGGGGCCACCAUGGGCUUGCGCAGCCGCUCCGUCAGCUCGGUGGCCGGCGUGGGCGUGGGGCUGGGCAUGGAGCCGGCGGCGCCCGGCAGCGUCCCCUUCGGGCUCUACACGGCUGCUUCGGCCGCCGCCGCCGCGGGAGACUCGGAGCGGGGCCCGGGCGGCGGCGGCGGGUCGGGCGCGGACUCCACCCCUUACGCCCAUGGCAACGGUUACCAGGAGACGGGAGGCGGUCACCACAGAGACGGGAUGCUCUACCUGGGCUCCAGGACCUCUCUGGCCGAUGCGCUGCCUUUGCACCUCGGGCCCCGGUGGUUUAGCUCGCACAGCGGUUUCAAGUGUCCCAUUUGCUCCAAAUCCGUGGCUUCCGAUGAAACGGAAAUGCACUUUAUCAUGUGUCUGAGCAAGCCCCGCCUCUCCUACAACGACGAUGUGCUAACAAAGGAUGCAGGCGAGUGCGUAAUCUGCCUGGAAGAACUCCUGCAGGGGGACACGAUAGCUCGGCUUCCCUGCCUGUGCAUUUACCACAAGAGCUGUAUAGAUUCCUGGUUUGAAGUGAACAGAUCAUGUCCGGAGCACCCUUCAGAUUGAUCCUAGCGAUGCUUGCAGAUCUCUCCCCAGGUAAUCCCCUCCAUUUGCCCCUUCCUCUCCACUCCCUCCUCCAAAGCCGCUCUGGAACCCUGCAGGACGACAGUGUGGGGGGGCGUUUUUGUUACUUCUCGACUUUAAAAGGGCAGACAAGACCCCAAAGAGAAGCCGCUACUUUUGCAGAGCCGCACCUUGGCAGCCUUCAGCUGGGAUGGGGAGAGGCUUCCCACGUCCGAGGUCCUGCAGACACCCCCCUCCCCAGAGGCGUCAUGAUGUUUGGUCCGGAUCUGGCUGCCUGCCAAACGGAGCAUGAGAGAGGGUUUACCACCAUUUCGACAAGGAACUCUGGUCCUCCUGCUACACGCGGGUCACACUUCUUUGCACUGAAAAGGUGAAUUCUUUUUUUUUUCUUCUUUUUUCCUCGGAACCAGGAAGAGAGACGACCCACCCACAAUCCCACCCACACCCUGAGGAGGAAAGGGCAUUUUUCUGUCUCGUUUUUUGAAGGCGUUGUAGGUUUGUCUUUCAAGUGUUUACAAAAAACAGCCAUUUCGUGUCAACUGAUGUGUGUUCCUGGUGAUGUUUACAAGACUGCAUCCUCUUGGCCUCCCUGCUAGAGCCAUUCGGCACCUGAGCAGCUGAAUCUCUUCUUCCCACUGACCCCUUUGCCUUUUCCUGGGGACGCCACACCUCAUUGCCAAAAGUCCCCUGGUCCCCCCCCCCCCCCCCACUUAGCGAGUCUCGGUUUGAACUUCCCACUCCAGGGCAGUCGUGGGGACAUCCUGAAGGGCUGUGGCCAUUCACAAGUGUCCUGCUAAGAUGCCUGAACCUCUUUCUCCGCCCUGUGUGGAAAAUGAACCUGAAUUGUGAAGUGGCACAGAGACACAACACGUUACCCCCGCCCCCCAACCUCCCACCCCAAUCCACGUUUGAGCACGAAGUGGAGAAUGUCUCAGCCAUGGGAAAAGCCCCUGCCGGCAGCCAUCAUCCAGCAGGGAAAAGGUAUCUGUAUUUAUAUAGUUAAAAAAAAAACAAAAAUUACAAAAAUUACAAAAAAAACAAAAACCUUUAAAGCUUGGGAAGGGAAGCUUCCCCUAUUAGUCAAGGUGUUUUGAUAUGGUAUUAAAUAAUGUUCAAUAAAAUAGUCACUGUUAUUUUA
Heteronotia binoei (common prickly gecko) is the source of this 2258-nucleotide messenger RNA. It is a transcript of the gene ZNRF1, whose product is annotated as zinc and ring finger 1. The transcript has 5 exons. The record is from RefSeq and is a predicted model, not a curated record. The coding region runs from base 374 to 1102 and encodes 242 amino acids. NCBI's taxonomy places the organism in Eukaryota, Metazoa, Chordata, Lepidosauria, Squamata, Gekkonidae.